Molecule: messenger RNA, 1840 nt
Organism: Solanum stenotomum
Lineage: Eukaryota; Viridiplantae; Streptophyta; Magnoliopsida; Solanales; Solanaceae
Product: elongation factor 1-alpha
Exons: 3
Coding region: 155-1501 (448 amino acids)
Biological process (GO): translation; translational elongation
Molecular function (GO): GTPase activity; GTP binding; translation elongation factor activity
Source: RefSeq, a predicted model, not a curated record
CCCAAAAAGCCUUAAUGGAGCAUUUGCUUCCUCGGCUAUAAAGUAUCAGUCUCUGCAUUUGUAAAACCCUAAACGCUUGGCUUAUUUGUUUUGCGCAGCCACUGGAUUAGCGAAGCUCCCUCUUUUCUUCAUCUUCAAAAGAUUCUAAAGCAUCAUGGGUAAGGAAAAGAUUCACAUCAGUAUUGUGGUCAUUGGCCACGUCGACUCUGGAAAGUCGACCACCACGGGUCACUUGAUCUACAAGCUUGGUGGUAUUGACAAGCGUGUUAUUGAGAGGUUUGAGAAGGAAGCUGCUGAGAUGAACAAGAGGUCAUUCAAGUAUGCCUGGGUGCUUGACAAACUUAAGGCUGAACGUGAGCGUGGUAUCACCAUUGAUAUUGCUUUGUGGAAGUUUGAGACCACUAAGUACUAUUGCACUGUGAUUGAUGCCCCUGGACACAGGGACUUUAUCAAGAACAUGAUCACUGGUACCUCCCAGGCUGACUGUGCUGUCCUCAUUAUUGACUCCACCACUGGUGGUUUUGAAGCUGGUAUCUCUAAAGAUGGUCAGACACGUGAACAUGCAUUGCUUGCUUUUACCCUUGGUGUCAAGCAAAUGAUUUGCUGCUGUAACAAGAUGGAUGCUACCACCCCCAAGUACUCCAAGGCUAGGUAUGAUGAAAUCGUGAAGGAAGUUUCUUCCUACCUCAAGAAGGUCGGUUACAACCCUGACAAAAUCCCAUUCGUCCCCAUCUCUGGUUUUGAAGGAGAUAACAUGAUUGAGAGGUCUACCAAUCUUGACUGGUACAAGGGCCCAACCCUCCUUGAUGCUCUUGACCAGAUUAAUGAGCCCAAGAGGCCAUCAGACAAACCCCUCCGUCUUCCACUUCAGGAUGUUUACAAGAUUGGUGGUAUUGGAACUGUCCCUGUUGGUCGUGUAGAGACUGGUGUGAUCAAGCCUGGUAUGGUUGUGACCUUUGGCCCUACUGGUUUGACAACUGAAGUCAAGUCUGUAGAGAUGCACCACGAAGCUCUCCAGGAGGCACUCCCUGGUGACAAUGUUGGGUUCAACGUUAAGAAUGUUGCUGUUAAGGAUCUAAAACGUGGUUUUGUUGCCUCAAACUCCAAGGAUGACCCAGCUAAGGGGGCAGCCAGCUUCACUGCCCAGGUCAUCAUCAUGAACCAUCCUGGCCAGAUUGGAAACGGAUAUGCACCAGUGCUCGACUGCCACACUUCCCACAUUGCUGUCAAGUUUGCUGAGAUCUUGACCAAGAUUGACAGGCGUUCAGGUAAGGAACUUGAAAAGGAGCCUAAGUUCUUGAAGAAUGGUGAUGCAGGUAUGGUUAAGAUGAUUCCCACCAAGCCUAUGGUUGUUGAGACUUUUGCUGAGUACCCACCAUUGGGUCGUUUUGCUGUGAGGGACAUGAGGCAAACUGUUGCUGUCGGUGUUGUCAAGAACGUUGACAAGAAGGACCCAACUGGUGCCAAGGUUACCAAGGCUGCCCAGAAGAAGGGAAAGUGAACACUGCAGUUUGAUGCUGGUGAGGAGGUGCAUUUGAUGAGCAUGGAUGAACUAGUUUUGUUUAUUUGCACAAGUUUUUUACAAUUUUGUUUUGGACAACAUUUUACCAGUUUUGGGUAUAGCUACAGAAGCUUUUGUCAUGGUUCUCUAGCCUCUUAUGUGGACCGUGGAGUAAUUGAGCAAUUUGGUCCUGUCCAAGUUGCUUGAUGGGCAAUGACAAUAGCUCUCUGGUGGUUAUUUCUUUACCUGGUUUUAUUUUAUGAUGAGCUUUUAGUCGGUCACUACUAAACUUAUUUAAUUUACUGUGAAAUUUGAGAAUAUUUUCUCUUUUGCCAUGCA